Molecule: messenger RNA, 3590 nt
Organism: Mus caroli (Ryukyu mouse)
Lineage: Eukaryota; Metazoa; Chordata; Mammalia; Rodentia; Muridae
Gene: Uckl1
Product: uridine-cytidine kinase 1 like 1
Molecular function (GO): kinase activity; ATP binding
Source: RefSeq, a predicted model, not a curated record
UUCAUUCUGGUUUCUAAGAUAUGGGGGAUGCAAAUUACAGGGCAGCUCUAACUUCCAUGGAGUUUCCUUAUCCAUGAGGCACCGGCUUAGGUUCUCAAUAGCNUCUAUUUCUCUGAUAAGGAUACAUACAGGUCUGCAGCAACUCCCUGGUGAGUGACGUUUGAGCCAUAGAUGACAGAGCUGUUACCUAAGGGAUAGCCAGGGGGAAAUGAAAACUGAGCAGCAGCUUCCAGCACCACCUACCUCAGACAGCCCUGAGGCCUAGAAUGGAGCCCUGAAAGAAGAAAACCUCAAAGAUGGAAGUUAAGGAGUGUAGUAGCCAGGUAGCCUGGUGUAUCCUAGGUAAAGAUGAAGUUCCNGGGUCAGGGUGUGGUAUUUUGGAGCCAAGUCUAGUGAAUCAAUAGGUGGGACAGGUCUAUUCUGUUAGCAGUAACAAAUCUGGAAUUAAGUAAGCCUUCCCUUUUUGAGACCAGCACGAUGUUAGCUUNCCACAGACCUGUGGCGUUUUUGCUACCCACUGAUCCUGACCUGCUGGGGUACCCACGGAACAUGUCAGGAUCCUCUGUUGUGCUUAGCCAGCCAAACUUAGAGAACUGAUUCCCUAGGACUCCUUAACUCUGCACCCCUGCCCAGAACAAUAUUAGCCUCCCAGAGCAAUCCUGGGGCAUAUCCAGCCAACCAUAUCUAAGAGUAGAGUCAGAGGGACAGACAAACUAUAAACACAUACAUGCACAUGCAAACAUAGAUUGGCUCUUCCUGCUCCUGGUGUCUGGGGAUGUAGACAUACCCACAAGUUACCUAGGUAGUGAGAAGAGCUGCCUCCAAGGCAGCUCCCAGAGUGGCUCCUUUUCAGAUGCAUGAAGUCCACUUGGAAGCUUCCUUCUCUGAGCCCUGCCAGACUUAGUGCUGUAGGCCAGCCAGGUAGGAUGAGGUUGCAAUGAGGCCAGCCCACCCCUUGAUGAGAACCCCAAAGCCAGCAAAACCUCUCUGAUUAGAUCUUAAGUCAAUAAAGGGAUUUCAGCUGAGGCUGGGACCUGAUCUUCCCUUUCCAUGCUGUGGGCAGGGAGGUUGCUGUGUCCCCUGCUGACUGAUGAGGCCAAGGUGGCCAUCGGGCUUGCUGGAGCCCGUGUGAGGUGGGGUGGAACAGUUAUUCUUGGAUGUGCUAGGGUAGAAUUUCAGAUUUGUUUAUCCUUGUAGGAGGCACCUUGGGGCUAGGGGAGGGGCACCCAGCUCAGCACUGACAUUCAGAUCACCUGGCCUGGUGGGGCCUCAGAUUUCCUUGUCGUGCUGUGUAUGCAUUGGGAGGUAGAACUGUGUUUCUUCCAGAAAAUUUGGGGAGAGGUACUUGUGGUUCCCAGCAAGUCCAGGUCAAUGUGCAAGCAGCUAACACUGAAGUACACUCACAGCAACUGGCCUGGGGAUUGUGCAGGCCAGAGUCAGUACUAUUAAUAUCUGGGCAUGAGCCCUGACUGGGUGAUCCUCUUAUGUGUGUGUGUGUGGCCUUAGCCUCUGAGACUAGCAUUGAGUGUAUUUCCUUAGUGCAGUAGGGCUCCCGGGGCCUCGUAGUUGCUGUGCCCCAUUCCCUGUAUAUAGCAACCUACUUCUGCAAGGUAGGGGUCCAACCCCACCUAGCUCUUCAACUGGGCUGCCUAUAGGAGUGAUUCCACCCAUGGAAGACCAGUUCAGGUGGCUAGAACUCCCAANCUGUCUUUAGAGACAACUGUAAUUCUAAGAGGUAGUGAUACUCUAACUGCUAGAACCUAUACCACACAUACCUGGGUCAUCCCACUGUCCAGGGACAUCCACCUCUGAGCCCUCUGUGCUUACCUGCAUCUUUGGCUAUGAGCAGUCCCCCAGCUUACCCUGGCAUCAGGAUCUCAGGGUGCUGGACUCUUGGAGCAGAAAGCAGCAGCAAUGCAGGGACCUUGGACAGACUUCUCCCACCAGUGGGUACUGGGCGCUCACCCCGGAAGCGCACCACCAGCCAGUGCAAGUCAGAGCCACCCCUGCUUCGCACAAGCAAACGUACCAUCUACACAGCUGGGCGGCCACCAUGGUACAAUGAACAUGGUACACAGUCCAAGGAGGCCUUUGCCAUUGGCUUAGGAGGUGGCAGUGCAUCUGGGAAGACCACUGUGGCCAGAAUGAUCAUUGAGGCGCUAGAUGUGCCCUGGGUGGUCCUGUUGUCCAUGGACUCCUUCUAUAAGGUUCUGACGCAGCAGCAGCAGGAACAGGCUGCCUGUAACAAUUUCAACUUUGACCACCCUGAUGCCUUUGACUUUGAUCUCAUCAUUUCCACCCUUAAGAAGCUAAAGCAGGGCAGGAGCGUCCAAGUACCCAUCUAUGAUUUCACUACCCAUAGCCGGAAAAAGGACUGGAAAACACUGUAUGGGGCGAAUGUCAUCAUCUUUGAGGGUAUCAUGGCCUUUGCUGAUAAGACACUGCUGGAGCUCCUGGACAUGAAGAUCUUUGUGGACACAGACUCUGAUAUCCGACUGGUUCGGCGGCUGCGCAGGGACAUCAGCGAGCGAGGCCGGGACAUUGAGGGUGUCAUUAAGCAGUACAACAAGUUUGUGAAACCUGCAUUUGAUCAGUAUAUCCAGCCUACCAUGCGCCUGGCAGAUAUUGUGGUGCCCAGAGGGAGNGGGAACACAGUAGCCAUUGACCUGAUUGUGCAGCAUGUUCACAGCCAGCUGGAAGAGAGGAAGCUGCGUUGGGAUAUGGCCGCGUUGGCCUCCGCUCACCAGUGCCAUCCCCUCCCCCAGACACUGAGUGUCCUCAAGAGUACACCNCAGGUCCGAGGCAUGCACACCAUCAUCAGGGACAAGGAGACUAGCCGGGAUGAAUUCAUCUUCUACUCCAAAAGACUGAUGCGGCUGCUUAUUGAACAUGCACUGUCCUUCCUACCCUUUCAGGACUGCACUGUACAGACUCCACAGGGGCAGGACUACGUGGGAAAGUGCUACGCUGGAAAACAGAUCACUGGCGUGUCGAUUCUGCGUGCAGGAGAAACCAUGGAGCCUGCACUGCGUGCCGUGUGCAAGGAUGUGCGCAUCGGCACUAUCCUCAUCCAGACCAACCAGCUCACAGGGGAGCCUGAGCUCCAUUACCUGAGGCUUCCCAAGGAUAUCAGUGAUGAUCAUGUGAUCCUGAUGGACUGCACAGUAUCCACAGGUGCUGCGGCCAUGAUGGCUGUACGUGUACUCCUGGACCAUGAUGUGCCUGAGGACAAGAUCUUUUUGCUGUCCCUGCUCAUGGCAGAGAUGGGUGUGCACUCUGUGGCCUACGCUUUCCCACGCGUGAGAAUCAUCACCACAGCUGUGGACAAGCGUGUCAAUGACCUUUUCCGUAUCAUCCCAGGCAUUGGGAACUUUGGUGAUCGCUACUUUGGGACAGAUGCAGUCCCUGAUGGCAGUGAUGAUGAGGAGGCAGCCACUGUGGGUUAGUUCCCUGUCCGAGCUACUCAUAUUUCUACCCAGCCUUCUGUCUCCUGGUCUGGAAUUGCAGGGACAACACAUUAACUUAUUUUGAGUUUAAAAAUAAAAAUAAUCAGUUUACACAUUUUAUAAAAUAAAUAAAGUUUUAGAAAA